AUGUCCAGCUCUGAGAAACCCAAUAUCCUUACAACCAAGUUUAAAGUUCAUGACGAUCCAGAUGACAAAGCUUUCACGAUCGAAAUUCCCUGGCAAGAAAAAGUCAGCAAAGUCAAACAAAGAGUCAAAAACAAACUAGCCACCCGAUUGAACGAUGACGAUGACAUUGGUCUUUAUCUCGAUGUCCCGCACAAUCUUAUGGAACCAGAGGAGAACUUUUUAAAAGAAUUUAAACCCGAGGAUAUUGAAAGAAAUAUUGUUGUCAUUAUCAUUGGCGUGGAGCAUCCUACAAAACGUGACGUAAUGUGGACCAAAACCCGGAACGCCGAAUACCAUAAUAUUGACGGAAAUGGUAAAAUGGAUUUUGGGGAUAGUGUUGGAUAUGCCACGGGCGAGCAGAAAUUCUAUGUUAAGCCACGAGAAGAUUAG
Molecule: messenger RNA, 429 nt
Organism: Paraglomus brasilianum
Lineage: Eukaryota; Fungi; Glomeromycota; Glomeromycetes; Paraglomerales; Paraglomeraceae
Source: the annotation of a GenBank genome assembly